AUGUACAACCGCCACACCGAACUCCUCAUUGCCAUCACAUACUACAAUGAAGACAAAGUAUUGACUGCGCGUACCCUUCAUGGUGUCAUGCAAAAUGUCCGCGACAUUGUCAACAUCAAGAAGACAGAGUUCUGGAAUAAGGGAGGCCCUGCUUGGCAAAAGAUUGUCGUGUGUCUGGUCUUCGAUGGGAUCGAUCCCUGCGACAAGGAGACUUUGGAUGUCCUGGCAACAGUUGGCAUCUACCAAGAUGGUGUCAUGAAGAAAGACGUCGACGGCAAAGAAACCACAGCUCAUGUUUUCGAGUACACUACCCAACUUUCGGUCACGCCCAAUCAGAAACUUAUACAACCCCAGGACGACGGCCCCAGUACGCUUCCUCCAGUACAAAUGAUCUUUUGUCUCAAACAGAAGAAUAGCAAGAAAAUCAACUCUCAUCGAUGGCUAUUCAACGCUUUUGGUAAGAUAUUGAACCCGGAAGUCUGCAUUCUUCUAGACGCCGGGACAAAGCCAGGGCCAAAAUCUCUCCUUGCGCUGUGGGAAGCUUUCUAUAAUGACAAAGAUCUUGGUGGUGCUUGCGGAGAGAUCCACGCUAUGUUGGGUAAAGGAUGGAGAAACCUUCUGAAUCCGCUUGUGGCAGCCCAGAACUUUGAGUACAAGAUCAGCAAUAUCCUGGACAAACCGCUGGAAAGCUCCUUUGGGUACGUCAGCGUUCUUCCGGGAGCGUUCUCUGCGUACCGAUUCCGUGCUAUCAUGGGACGCCCUCUCGACCAGUAUUUCCAUGGUGACCACACCGCCGCAAAGAUCAAUGCGGGUAAAGGCAUUGAGAAUAUGAACAUCUUCAAGAAGAACAUGUUCUUGGCCGAGGAUCGGAUUCUGUGUUUCGAACUUGUCGCCAAAGCCGGAUCGAAGUGGCACUUGACCUACGUAAAGGCCUCAAAGGGCGAGACCGACGUUCCUGAAGGUGCUCCAGAGUUCAUCGGGCAACGCCGAAGAUGGCUCAACGGCUCCUUUGCAGCCAGUAUCUACUCACUGAUGCAUUUCGGAAGGAUGUAUAAAAGCAGUCAUAACAUCGUGCGCAUGUUCUUUUUUCAUAUUCAAUUGCUAUACAACAUUUUUUCAGUGUUUCUCUCAUGGUUCUCGAUCGCUUCGUUCUGGCUCACGACCAGUGUCAUCAUGGAUCUCGUCGGAAAGCCAGGCGCAGCGAACGGAAACAAGGCUUUCCCCUUUGGCAACCAUGUUACACCGGUCGUUAAUACAGUGCUGCAAUACCUCUAUCUCGGCUGUGUCCUUCUGCAGUUCAUCCUAGCACUGGGAAAUCGGCCCAAAGGAUCGAGAUGGACAUACAUCAUGUCUUUCCUAGUCUUCGGUAUCAUCCAGGUCUAUAUUGUGAUACUGUCAAUGUAUUUGGUGGUCCGAGCUCUCUCUGGUAACAACGAAACGGAAAUCGAGACACACAAUGGUCUUGAUGAGUUCUUCAAGACUUUCUUUUCCUCGUCGAGUUCAGGCAUCAUCCUUAUCGCUUUGGCAGCUACCUUUGGUUUGUACUUUGUGGCUUCCUUCAUGUACCUGGAUCCGUGGCACAUGAUCACCUCAUUCCCACAGUAUCUUUGCCUCAUGUCGUCCUACAUCAACAUCCUCAAUGUCUACGCCUUCAGCAAUUGGCAUGACGUGUCGUGGGGAACCAAAGGCUCUGAUAAGGCCGACGUUCUGCCAUCAGCUCAAACCACAAAGACAGGAGACGGUAAAGCCGCCAUUAUCGAAGAGCCCGACAAACCUCAAGCGGAUAUCGAUAGCCAAUUCGAGAUAACGGUCAAGCGUGCAUUGGCCGAAUUCCACCCACCGGUGAUCAUCGAGAAGAAGACCUUGGAGGAUUCGUACAAGAGCUUCAGAACAAGAUUGGUCACGGCAUGGAUCUUCUCGAACGCUUUACUUGCUGUUGGUAUUACGAGUAACGAUUUGACUUCUCUAGGGCUCUCGAACAGUUCAACAGUCAGGACGUCGAAUUUCUUCCGAGCCCUGCUCUGGUCCACAGCUGCCCUCUCCGUGAUACGCUUCAUAGGAUGCUGCUGGUUCCUAGGCAAGUCGGGCUUGCUGUGCUGUUUCAACCGGAGGUAG
This is a messenger RNA of Letharia columbiana, 2115 nucleotides long. RefSeq lists its product as uncharacterized. The coding region runs from base 1 to 2115 and encodes 704 amino acids. Lineage: Eukaryota; Fungi; Ascomycota; Lecanoromycetes; Lecanorales; Parmeliaceae. The transcript has 4 exons. Gene Ontology annotation, cellular component: cell septum; cell periphery. Gene Ontology annotation, molecular function: chitin synthase activity. The record is from RefSeq and is a predicted model, not a curated record.